Halteromyces radiatus is the source of this 1207-nucleotide messenger RNA. RefSeq lists its product as uncharacterized. The record is from RefSeq and is a predicted model, not a curated record. Bases 18 to 1070 code for a protein of 350 amino acids. The transcript is spliced from 2 exons. NCBI's taxonomy places the organism in Eukaryota, Fungi, Mucoromycota, Mucoromycetes, Mucorales, Cunninghamellaceae.
CGAUCUAUUAUUGAUUCAUGACAACGACUUUACAAUUACAAGAACAAUGGUUACCUACACUUAGUAGUAUUAUAGUUGAUUCGGACUCUUUCUCUAAAGAUCUCAUUCGUCAGUUUGAUAAAAAACGAUCUCGACUUCAUGCUGAAAUGGGUGGGGAUAGUAUAUCUUUAUCAACUGAUUCCAUUCAUUCUCGCGCUAGGACACCGGAAACAAAUAUAGAAUCGGAAGCACGACCUCCUAUACCCAACCUAACUAUCAUGAAUCAGAAUGAAGAAGAUAAACAUCUUCGAAGAAGAUCGGCAGGAGACUUAUUACGACGAUCAUCAGCUUAUUUACGCGCCAAAUUCGAACAAUUCAAAUCAACAUCACAACAACAGGAGGAUUUGACAAUCUUACCACCGCCUGAAGAACAACGAAGAUCUGUAUUUCAAUCAUGGUCUCUUUCCAAAAAGAAUCAACAACAAAAGCAACCACAUGUGGAUACUAUUUUCAAUCCUCCUUCUCAUCAGCAUUUAUCAUCAUCAUUAGGUUCAUCUUCUUCUUUAACAUCGUCAUCACAACAACCAACAAAAAUAGCCAUUAAUACUACUAUAUCAUUACCUCCACCAGUUCAUCCUCCUCUUCCUCCUCCUCAACAACAACAACAACAACAACAACAGCGUCAUGCUUCAUUAUAUCAUUAUACAGCUGCUGUUCAUCCACCUGUAAUUACUCAAUAUCCUCCUCGACCUUUAAAAUAUGCACCAGUGGAACCUUUUUCUGAUGAUCACGCCAUCUCGACCAAUAACAACAACAAUAAACAAUUCUUAUCAUCUUCUACACACCAUCGAAUUUCUUUACCUUUAUUUAGAAUACUUCAGGAUACCUCAUCUCAUCGUCAAGUCAGUCGUCGGUCAAGUGAAUCCGAUAUACAGCAUCAUUUAGAAACAACAUCAUCAUCAUGGACUCGUCGGUUCUCUCAGUGGCUCGGGUGUCAUACAAACAAAACAGCAAAGAAAGGAAAGGAAAAAUUAUCUACAACCACUCCAACAACAACAACAAAUAUAGAAGGAAGUUCAUUGGUUGCUUGAUUAUACUAAUCCUGGAUGACUAAUAUUUACUACUAUUACUUCUACUAUUAUCCACUAUUUAAUAUUAUUACUAUUAUCUACUAUUUAAUAUUAUUAUUAUCUACUAUUAUCUAUUACUCUUUACUAUUUACUAUUAC